Molecule: messenger RNA, 2604 nt
Organism: Symbiodinium necroappetens
Lineage: Eukaryota; Dinophyceae; Suessiales; Symbiodiniaceae
Source: the annotation of a GenBank genome assembly
AUGCCCGGAGGACGCGGUGUGUUUUGCGAUGCCCUGUCCGAAGAUUUGGCAGAUGGGCGCUCCCUUGACGUCUCCUUCGCCACUUUCGUCGAGACCCGAUUGAACUUCACCAGCUGGGUGGCCAAGUACUCCUCGGGCGACCAGAAGCCUCGCUUGGACUCUCUCCUGACGCAGAGUGCCCGGCGCGAGGGAAGUAUGAGCUCACGAAAUGUGGUCCGCAGCUUCGUUGAAGGCCUUGCCGCAAGCUACAACGGCAAUUUAAAAUCGAUGCUCGCCUUCUGCAGUGAUGAGUUCCAGGAGGACAAGUCUGGUGGCAUCUUCGGAAGAUUGACGGAGAGGCAGGUUGGAGGAGUUCCCGUGCCGAACCCGAAGAAGGCGUUCAUCGGGCGCAGCUUGAUCCUGCCCGGAGGAGCUGGGGAAGGCAUCCGCAUCUGUUUCGUCAGCUGUCACUUCCCCAUCACGCAGAUAGCUGCAGCGCUGGAGGACCCUGUACAGGACCCACUGGAAGCAGCGAAGAUCGCAUUGGCAAAGACCUUGCGCAAGGUGCUCCGCAAAGCUCACCAGAGGAGCCUCACCGACGAGCGAACGAUCAUCUUCGUGCAAGGGGACAUCAACAGCCGGACCGUGCUCCGGGAGGGGGAGGUCAAUGAUGUCCUGUUGGAGCUGCUGGAAGACGAGUCGCUGCAGUCGGCAAUUCAGCAGCAGUUGGAAGAUUUGCCUGCCGGGCGAUGGCGUGAAGCCGUGUCGCACGACAGCGUGCAUGAGCUACCUGUAACUUACAAAUUCAGCAACAAGAAGGUGUGCCAGACUGGCAACAGUCCCGCACGCCGGCGUGAGCGUGCGGAGCAGUCCCCCAAAAGCGAGGAGUCAGGCUCAGACCGCGAGCAUUAUCUCACCAUAGGUGAUGUGAUGUCCAAGGCGCGACUGCAAGCCGAUUCUGUUCCGGACUUGAGCAAGGUUCAGACCACGAAGACGACCUCCACAACGACAAGCAAGCGCACAGAAGGCGGUCUUUACAAGAGGACCUUGGCGACUCUGGGACAGGAGUGGCUGGACAACUGGGGGGUGGCCUUCAAGCAGAAGGACUUCCGAUCUUUCAGGUUCCCCUCGUGUGCUGACCGGGUGAUCUACUGGGCCUCGGAUGCGCUGUAUGAUCGUAUGAGCUGGGAGCUGCCGAGGGGCGGCUACGAGGUCAACCACUCGCAACUGGGAAGUGACCAUCGCCCUGUCAGCUUGGAGGUCAUCUUGAGAAUCUCCGAGGACCCUAUCCGAGAGUCCAAGACUCUGAAGCCAGCCCGCAGCUACAUGACGGAGGGCUUCCUCUCGGAGCCUGAAGAUCCCAUGUCAGAGGCAGAGGAGGAUGGCUUGGAAUCCUGCGAGGCCACACCCAGGACGGUCGCAUCGUCGCCGCCCGCAUUCGGAGAAGUCCGCGCGGUCGCCCAGUCGCCGCCGCUCAGAGUCAGAUCAAGAUUCCUGAGCAAAGUAUCUGCCUUGCCAAAGGGCAAGCUGCAGAAACUUUGGGACAAGUCGACGGCUGCGAAGUGGUCGUCCGGCUUGGGAGGAUCGCUGGACGGCGAGCCAGCUGUUUAUAAAGAUCACAAUGGAAUAUGUGCUGUCCACUCGCUACUUCGCGCGAGUGCCAGUGGCUACACACCGCCCCGGUACAACAGGCUCCGAGUAAAUCUCCGAUUCGGCCUGUACAGGCUGCGCAUGCUGGGCAUGGUGCGCAGCUGCAUGUGGCUUCACAGCGACGCGGCCUACCACUCCAAGAGCUACCACAAGGAGGCCUUGCGGACUGUGUACCGUCGGAGGCUCGAUCACCUGGGCCUGAAGCUUCAACAGCUGGACUUGGGUGGCGACGUGGAGAACACAGAAAGGGAGGGCGUGCCAUAUGGAAACCUCCUGGGCUCCGUGCAGCUUCCUGGCUCACUGCAGGGAGCCCAGGAGGCACGAUACCUGGCCAUGCGCCAGGCUCUAGCAGUCAUCGAGGCGCAGCCCGACGGCCUGUGCGGCGGUUGCGCCGAGUGGCAAAACCGGCACCGUCGGGACACGAAGCAACUCCUCCAGGAAGUCGCCCAUUUGAGGGCAGCUUUGCAAAGGAUGCUGGCUCAGAUGGGACAGUUGCUACCUGCCGAAGACGUUUCUAGGCUGCAACAGGAGCUGAAUCUUGACUCCCGUCUGUUCAACCAGGGCUCGAAGCCCUGCAUCACGGAGAACGACCUCGCAACCAUGAAGUUGGCCAGCGUUGGUAAAGAGGUCGUCAACUUGAAGGCAGAAAACGCCGCGUUGAAGAAGCGACAAGCAGAAAGCGAAGCGGAGCUGGCGCAGCAGCAGCGGCGAAGUGCGGCGUUGGAACGAGAGCUCCGGGAACUGAAGCAGCAAAUGGCUCAGAAGGAGAUCCAGGCCGCCAGCCCCGAGUUCUCUUUCGAAGCCCGCCGUGGGAAGCCGCAGAAGACGAAGGACCUGUCUCUGUUCCCUCGGAGCUUCUCGAAGCAAAAGGAGGAGUCCUACCUCAGUCGCUGUCCCUCGCGACCCACUGUCGUCGACAUGAAAUUGGCAUCCUCCCCGAGCUUGGGUCGACUGCAGCUCGGUGCAACGCCUUAG